AUGCAGACCUUCAUUCAAUUGCUGGCGCUUGCCAGUGCCGCAAAUGCAGCCUCUCUAUCCGAUGUCAAGCAUGUCAUCAUGUUGAUGAUGGAAAACCGUUCCUUCCAGCACUACUUCGGAACCAUGUCCGGCGUUCGUGGCUUUGCCGACCCUAAUGUUCAAGUUAAUGCCGAUGGAAAAUCUGUGUGGUAUCAGCCUGUCGGCGACUUGACCAAUGAGACCGAUUAUCUGCUCCCCUACUGGCUGAACUACCUUGGAGGUGAGGAGAACUACAACAAGAGCCAAUGUCUCUGUGCCGGUCCCAACAACUGGAUUCCCACCCACCAGUCCUUCAACGGCGGCCUGAACAAUAUGUGGGCCCAAAUCUCCACUCCUCAGUCCUGGGGUUACUUCAAGCGUCAAGAUAUCCCAUACCACUUUGCUCUGGCCGAGGCCUAUACUGUCGGAGAUGCUUACCACGCGAGCAUUGCUUCCAACACCGAUCCCAACAGAUGGUUCUGGCAAUCUGGCUCCAUCAACGUUCCAGGAGGCCCUCAAGAACUCGGAGCCGGAGGUGUCGUCCUCGAUGACCAGCAGGCUAACACCUGCUCCGGACCUAACCUCGACUGUCUUCCCCUCAAGUGGCCUGCUUUUGCUCAAUACCUUGAUGAAGCAGGUGUCGACUGGCGCUCGUACCAAAACUCUUACAACUGGGCCACCAACAACGGCCUGUUCUACUUCGAAGCCUUCCAGCAGGCAGCGAAAAACUCCAGCUUGUAUCAGCGCGGUCUUGCGUUUGACGGUGACAAUGGACUAGAUGCUUUCAAGGCUGCUGCUGCCAAUGGAACUCUUCCUGAGGUUAGCUGGGUUUUCCCUCCUGGAGCAUUGCAGGAACAUUCCCCCAAUACCCCCAAUGACGGCGCAUACUUCAUCAACCAAGUUGUCGAUGCUGCCAUUCAUGGCCCGAACUAUGACGGAACCGUUAUUCUCCUCAACUACGAUGAGGGCGGUGGCUGGGGUGAUGCUGUCCUUCCUCUCAUUUCCCCCAAUGGCACAGCUGGUGAAUGGUUUGAAGAUCCGUAUGGCGAGUUAGGUUACACUUUCUCCGGUCCUGGUCUUCGUAUUCCUCUUUUUAUUAUCUCUCCCUUCACUCGUGGUGGCUACGUCUUCACUGAACGUGGUGAUCACUCUUCCAUCAUUCAGUUCAUUGAGCAAUACCUCACUGCGAAGGGAUAUCAAAACAUCACCACCCCCCAGUUGGACGACUGGCGUCGUGAGCAUAUGUCCGAUCUCCUCAAUGCAUUUGACUUUGAAAAUCCUGACUACAGUAUUCCCGAUCUCCCUGUGCCCAAGACCCCAAUUGCCAACUCCGACGGUGAACUCAUUGGCAUGUAUAGCGGAUUCUGCGAGAUCGAAUGGACAGGCUCGUGCUCUGGUUCCGAGUACGUCUCUGGUAUCCCCUACGGCAACCAAACCGAAGAAGACUCUCUCUACUUUGAAGACGGCUACAAAACCAUGCGCGGCUAUAUGACCGAGGGUCACUACGUGGUCUUUGAGCGCAAGGGCUAUGGUCUCGCCAACCUAGGUUCCAAAAGUGACUCAUUAAGCACAAAUCGUGCUGUCUCCACCCAUAACGAUCCCUCCCAACGAUGGGUUCUCCAUGCCCUUACCGAGGAGGGCACUACUUUCCACAUUACCAGUGCCCUUGAUCAACGGUAUCUUGCCACUGAAGGAACAUUGACGACUUCCUCCAGCAGUGCUGAGACCUUCAACAUUACCUACCUCGGCAGUGGGGAGUAUUCUCUUCAAGCUUCGAACGGUAAAUAUCUGCGAAUCAAUGGUUCUGGCAAGAUCCGCUACUCCAAGAAGCCAGUUGGCUUCAGUGCGUACAGUGUCACCUAUCACAACUAG
Talaromyces atroroseus is the source of this 1890-nucleotide messenger RNA. RefSeq lists its product as hypothetical. Bases 1 to 1890 code for a protein of 629 amino acids. Gene Ontology annotation, molecular function: hydrolase activity, acting on ester bonds. Lineage: Eukaryota; Fungi; Ascomycota; Eurotiomycetes; Eurotiales; Trichocomaceae. The record is from RefSeq and is a predicted model, not a curated record. The transcript is spliced from 10 exons.